UUUUUUCUACUUAAAACAGUGAAUGCAUUGGAAACAGUAAAAUAAAGUUUCAAUAACAAAGGGCGACAGCGUCCUGCAGCAUCCUUGGCAGUGACGUCAUUCGUGACCAGUUUGCCAGCGUUCGUGCAUGUGUGAGAUUUCGAGCGAUUGCAGGUUGGAGCAUUGGAUAGCGAGCUAACGGUGCACCAAGGAGUUAUUGAUCCAGAUUAAUUGGCUUUGGAGUGAACACAACCGUCUGAUAAUUUCCCACCUCUACCGGGCACAAACUGGAAUGACGAAAGUCAGAGUCCAACUACAACGAAGUACAAUCAGCAGGAUGGCCUCAAGCAGUAGAUUAGUUUUGCUCAGUUGCCUCCUGGUCAUCAUUCAAAGCCAAGCCCCUGCGCAGGCGGCAACGCACUCAGUGUUUACCCACAAGAACGCGUCCUCGGUCUUGGGACAAUUGGUCACCUCGAGCACCCUGGUGUGGGAGAGCUACGAUCCCAAGGACGCAGCGCAGCUGCAGUACGCCGUGGAGGGCGGCAAGUACGUCACGGAGGAUGAGCACUACCCCAUCUACGUGUGUCGCGUGCCCAUCGACGGCUUUCAGGUGUCUGGCCAUACCGAGAAGAUUCUGCAGAGACACGUCUGUGUCGCGGCCCACUACAAGCAUGGCAAGUACGACAACUUCGAUGUCCUCAUGAACAAGGGUCACCUGGGAAAGGUUGGCUGGCGACACUGGCGCAAGUUUGACGCUGGUGUUCCGGUGGGCGCCAUUCGCAUUGGAGACGACGCCUACAUCGGACGGCACAGGGCCCCAAGUCAACCGAACAAAGAGGGAAUUAUCACCCACUGGGGUGCUGACUUCAACCUGGGUCACCUGGAACCUGUGGGCCUGGGUAAAAUCCGGGUCAUUGAGAGCGAACGUGAGAAAUACUAUGACGAUGGCGAGGUUCUGGUAGAAACGGAGCCUUUCCGCUACGAGCUCAGGGAUAUCAAGUUGGACCGCUUGCGCACCGAUAUUCAGGAAAACCUGACAGAACUGGUCACUAGGAAGCUGGAAAACCUGGAAGACAAGUACAGCACUGUGGAGACCAUUCUUAGCUACAGCUUCGACUAUAUUCAGUACUGGGGAUCCCAUGAGGGUGUGGCACGAGGUCUGCCCACAAAGAUCUACGAGAAAGAUGUGACUGUCCCGGCUGAGAUCAACUGGGCUCUGAAGCACGCCGAGCGACGAUCGGAGAACAAGGCAGUGCACACGAAACUCUGGCCCGGCACGGCCAUUAAUGUUACGCUCCGUGGCAACUAUGUGACCCUGGAGGCGCCGUACAGUGGCAAGCUGUUUGCCUUCUACUACGGCAGCGACGAGAGUGUUUCCCGGAAGAUCAGCGCGGAGGUACGCAAGAGCUACUUAAAGGAUGUAAAGCUUGAGUUCAGCCCCGUCUACUGGAUUGCAAACGGAACUUUAGUGCCGACAACGACGACCACAACGACAACGUCCACAUCAACCACGACCCAUGCCACCACUACCAGCACUAACGAGCCCACGCCCAUCAACGAGCCUCCGCUGGUGCAUAUGAAGGAUAAGGGCGUGCAGCACUCGGGUCCAGAUACUCUGGAGAAGACCUUGCACGACUCCCCGUCCAGCAACGAAGUAAACUCGCACGAGGCCCCCGAGAACAUGUCCUCCAAUCCUGGCAAGAACGUCGCGCUGGCAGGCUUCGGGGUCAACGGAGCGGGUUCGACUGCAGGGUCGGCUCUAUUGACGCUUCUUCUAACGGUUUUCCUGACCCUGUAGAUGGCAAUGAGCUCCGGACUUAGUAUAGCGUUUAAUUGUUGUUGUUGUACCUGUUGUACCCGUCUUUGAGAGCAAAAGCAAGAAGUAACAAGCAGAUAGGCAUUAAAGGCUCCGCAUGGAGUUAGGCAUAUAGGAAAUGGCGGUUCUCAAACUGGGAAGGCCUUUGAUGUGAAAAUGGAAAGCAUAGUCGAUAUUUUUUAUACUUGUCCCGAGGCUUAUUCUAUAACACUCAUGCAAGUAGCAGAAGAAAUUGAAAAACCAAGAAAAAUGUAAUACAUUCCUACAAUAAAUCCCUCACAAACGGAAAUGAAUCAAAAGUAUAAACUUAAAAUAAACAUAUAUAUAUUCAUGUAUACUACAAUCAUGUAGAAAUAUUUUCAAAGUUUUUUAUUUGCAAUGAAAAAGAUAUUGUCUUUCCAUUCGAAUGGCUUUUCAUUUGUUUAGUUGGUAAGCCGCAUUAAUAGAGAGUAGAAAAUGUACUAAGAAUGAAUUGACAAUUUAUGUAGGGAUGAUAUUGCAAAUCGCACUCUCUAAAAUUAUGUAUGUAUAUGUCUUAAUUGUAAACCUAUGUAUAACAUAAGUACGUAUGCUAUUGUGUAAGAAGAACACUCCAAAUAUGUAAUUUAGAAACUUUUCCUUUCCUUUUGAAUUUAAAUAUGAUUUGCGUUUCCUUACGGUCUUUUUUCGUAUUGGUUAAACUUUCAUUUGUAUUGUAUUACGUCGAAGAAACAGUGAAUCUCUAAUUUCUUAUAAAAAUAAAGCUUGUAAAUUUAAAAUUAAA
Molecule: messenger RNA, 2558 nt
Organism: Drosophila ficusphila
Lineage: Eukaryota; Metazoa; Arthropoda; Insecta; Diptera; Drosophilidae
Gene: uzip
Product: protein unzipped
Exons: 6
Coding region: 272-1777 (501 amino acids)
Source: RefSeq, a predicted model, not a curated record